Molecule: messenger RNA, 630 nt
Organism: Venustampulla echinocandica
Lineage: Eukaryota; Fungi; Ascomycota; Leotiomycetes; Helotiales; Pleuroascaceae
Exons: 1
Coding region: 1-630 (209 amino acids)
Source: RefSeq, a predicted model, not a curated record
AUGGAUACCCCCGUAGCUGAUAAUGCUCAGCUAGAAUCGGAGGAGUCUCCGAAGGAAAUAGGUAGGGUAAAGGGUCGAGUAAGAUUCGACGCCAUUAGCCGGCAAGUCGGUCUGACUCCGCUAAACACCCAUCCAACCUUGCCCUUUGAAUGGGGAGACCCAAGUCAGAAGACUCCACAGAUAGCCAAUGGCAGCGAAGGACGUGAAAAGACCGCCGAUAGCGUAUGCGAAGAAGGGGACACAUCUCAAUCCGCUACUACUAUUAGAAGUGAGUGGGCCACCAUGUGUGUCUCAGGGUAUCCUAAGCCAGAGGAUACAGAACUCCCAGCCUACACCACCGAUAAAACCAGCGAAGAAGUGAACAGCUCUCGCGCCCCUAGUAGUACGGAAAGUAAUUGGAUCAACACGUGUGUCUCCGGACAUCCUAAGCCAGGAGCUACAGAGCUUCCAGCGGAUGCCUUAGUCGAUAUCCCACUUAGCACGGACAAGUCUACAAGGACCGUUCCCAUACACUUCGAUGGUUUUGAUCUCCCUCCAACAAAGCUCACGUCUCCGGAGAAACCAGUGUAUGAAUUGGAUGCCAUGGACUGGGCUCGAGCCGUCUUUCCCUGCUUGUUCGCGAGACGUUGA